AUGGACUUCCCGUCCGGCACCCGAGUGCGCUACGAAGACAAGUACUACAUCGUCAUUGGGGCUGCGGAACGAGGCAAGGUUCUGAUCCAGAAUGAGAAUGACGCGGAGGAUAUACUGAGGGUUGAUCCGGAGACUUUGAAGGAGGUUUAG
Messenger RNA from Eremomyces bilateralis CBS 781.70, 150 nucleotides. RefSeq lists its product as uncharacterized. Bases 1 to 150 code for a protein of 49 amino acids. The record is from RefSeq and is a predicted model, not a curated record. Lineage: Eukaryota; Fungi; Ascomycota; Dothideomycetes; Eremomycetales; Eremomycetaceae. The transcript is spliced from 2 exons.